AUGGCGGAUGGUUCCGAGGAGCCAUACAGCUGCAAGCUGGUAGCCACCAAGGACGGCCACGAGCUCAUUGUGUUCUUCAGAUGGCGAGAUACCAGCUUUGACCUCACAGUAGUGGACCGAGAGCAGCGCGCGUGGAGCCGGCAAGGCUGCACCAAGCCGCCCGGCAUGGCCAUGGCAGAGGCGGCAUGGAUGGCGGCAGCCCGCGAAGCCCUGGGGUCACACGCACCAGGCGUGGCCUACGUCUUUGAAAGCAAGCCGCGUGGGGAGGCGUGCCUGGAGCUGCGCUGGAGCUGGCGAGACGCGGGGCUGCGCAGCACGCGCGUCGCCACCUUGCUGCUGGACCUGCUGCCAGAAGCGCGGCCCGAGCUGUGGCGCAUGCAGCGGCUGCUGGCGCUGUCACAUUCGCAGCUGCAGGGCCGCGUGGAGGCAGUCGCCGCCGAGAACGACCGCCUCCACUCGCAGCUGGAGCGCCUCAACCGGGAGCUGCAGGGGCAGGAGCGGGCGCGGCAGGCCAAGGAGCAGGAGCUCUUCAUUAAGUUUGCGGAGCUGCUGUCGCGGCAGAAGGCGGCGGCGCGCGACAUCGCGCGGCGGCUGGAGCUGGCGGAGCAGGAGCUGGCAGACACGCAGCGCGUCAAGGAGGAGGAGGAGGAAGACACGGAAACCAGUGGCGACAGCAGCCCCGAGCACUCGGGCGCGGCUGACGGCGACGAAGACGGCGCCUUCAGCCGGGAAACGGCGUCUUACGGCGGCAGCGACAGCGAGCAGCAGCAGACGGGCAGCGGACCGGACGACGGCGCCGGCCCCGCAAACGCGCACGGCGGCGCCGACGAAGCAGGGGUCGACGGCAUUAACAGCGGCGACGGCGGCGCGCAUGGGGCCUUGGCGCAGCGGCUGCAGGAGCGACGCCGGGCCGCUGCAUCGGCCGGCAGCGGCGGCGCAGGGGGUCCCAUUAAGGAGGAGCCACCCUAUGAAGCCCACGACGGAUCGGUGUUUGGCCCCCGGGGUGCUGCGACGAGGGGCAGCGGCAGCCCCGGCCGCGAGGUGGGCUCGGGUGAUGGCGUUGACGGCGGCGACGGUGGCGGGGGCGGGUACACGCAGGCGAUUGCCGCCUACCAAUACGGGGGCGGCCCGAGCCCCAACGGCGGCGGCGGCGCGGAUGAGAUGGAUGUGGACGGCGGCGGCGGCGGCGAUUCAGGCGCCCACGUUGGGGCGAGCGGCGGCGGCGGCGGCGUGAGGGCAGUUGGCCGCCCCGGCAGCCGCGGGACGCUGCCAAUCGAGGCCAUGGAUUUGGAAUUCCGCACGCACAGCGGGGGGCAGGCAGGGCCGAGCGGCGGCGCCGCCGCAGCUGCAGCGGCAGCCUCGGCGCAGCAGCAGCGGUAUGCAGUGGCAGGGCCCUUGAGCGGCGCCGACGGCGGCGGGAGUCCGGCGGCGGGGGCGGGGGCGGGGCAGGAGGAGAAUGACAGCCUGGGGCUGGCGGAGUUGGCGGGCGGGCAGCCGGCGGGGGGCGGGCCGCUGGGGGCCGAGGCCAUCAAGGUCAGAGCGCGUCGCCGGGGCAAGUGA
Messenger RNA from Monoraphidium neglectum, 1560 nucleotides. RefSeq lists its product as hypothetical. Gene Ontology annotation, molecular function: DNA binding. Bases 1 to 1560 code for a protein of 519 amino acids. Lineage: Eukaryota; Viridiplantae; Chlorophyta; Chlorophyceae; Sphaeropleales; Selenastraceae. Gene Ontology annotation, biological process: DNA recombination; positive regulation of ligase activity; response to X-ray. The record is from RefSeq and is a predicted model, not a curated record. Gene Ontology annotation, cellular component: DNA ligase IV complex; DNA-dependent protein kinase-DNA ligase 4 complex; nucleus. The transcript has 6 exons.